AUGGCCCGCAAAAGGAAGAAAACGGCUCUGUGUCUGAAUGAAAUACUGACAGAUGAUUUGUUGGUAGAGAUCCUGCACAGAAUUCCAUGCAAAUCCGCCUUCCAGUGUAAGUCAGUCUGCAAAAAAUGGCGAAAACUGAUCUCAAAAACUUAUUUCACUAGAUGCUUUGCUCGCCGCCACCGUUCCGAUCAUCGGAAAAAAAGGCGAGAGUUGGGAGAGGAAGGAGUCGUGGUUAAACGUUCGUUUAAUCAUCUGUUCUUCAUUCCUUCGGAAUAUAAACAUCAAUUUUCUUUCGAUUUCUUACCCUUCUUCAGUUCCAAGCAAAAAAACCCUACUACUUUUAUUGCUGGUUCAAGUAAUAAUCUAUUCUUGUGCACGGCGGAUCAAGCGGCGUAUUAUGUUUGCAAUCCCAUGACAAAUCAUUGGAUUGCUCUCCCUCCGCCGCCUCCUCUCUUAGAGUCCGUCCAUAUAUAUCCGGGUCUGGUCGUAUUUGGUUCGUCAAUGUCGAGGACCACGUUCAAGGUGAUUCGAGUUCUUGUUCCGGUUACAGGUGAGAAAAAACUGUCGGAGUUUGAGGUUGAUGUAUUCUGUUCAAUCACCGGAAAAUGGGGACGUUUGAAAACCGGGCCAUCUCCGAAACCCUUUAUUUGGUCAGUCCGUCGAUCUCCGGCCAUCUGCUACCGUGGACGCCUGCAUUGGAUUGCCACAUCAGAAAAUCAGAUGGUUGUUUAUGACGUGAGAAAAAACAGCUUCUGUUUCAUUAUUGAACCUCCUAAAAAUUCUACUAAACAUUCAGUAGUACCUGCUUUAUCCGGAGCCUUUUACGUUGCUCAAUUUUCAAAAAGGUCUUCGAAAUUGAAACUGUGGCAACUCGAUUACCCGGACAACGAGCAGGCGGAGCCGAAGUGGAGAUUUAAGGGGAAAUUUAUGUUGCAUGAGUACGUCCGCCAUGGCCGUCGUUGGUUAACUGAGUUGUUCAUCAAGAGAGUGCUUACCAUCCAUCGACAUGAUCGCAAUAUUAUAUAUUUGGGUGCUAAUUCAGAAGUAUGGUAUUUGGCCGGGAAAUUUAGGUGUCAUCGGUAUGUUGUGUCUUGCAAUUUAAGAACCAAGACGUUGGAUUUGGUGUACGAGUCUCAGAAUGAUUUGUUUCAUCGUGCCGAUUACGCUUACAGUAUCGGUUUUCGGAUGUGGCCACCUCCUAUAUCUCCGGCAAGGCCUUAA
Molecule: messenger RNA, 1221 nt
Organism: Mercurialis annua (annual mercury)
Lineage: Eukaryota; Viridiplantae; Streptophyta; Magnoliopsida; Malpighiales; Euphorbiaceae
Product: putative F-box/kelch-repeat protein At1g15680
Exons: 1
Coding region: 1-1221 (406 amino acids)
Molecular function (GO): protein binding
Source: RefSeq, a predicted model, not a curated record